Tupaia belangeri chinensis (Chinese tree shrew) is the source of this 1702-nucleotide messenger RNA. RefSeq names its product opticin (gene OPTC). The transcript has 6 exons. Gene Ontology annotation, biological process: collagen fibril organization; articular cartilage development; bone development. Lineage: Eukaryota; Metazoa; Chordata; Mammalia; Scandentia; Tupaiidae. The record is from RefSeq and is a predicted model, not a curated record. Gene Ontology annotation, cellular component: extracellular matrix. Gene Ontology annotation, molecular function: protein binding. The coding region runs from base 7 to 996 and encodes 329 amino acids.
GACUCUAUGAGGCUCCCGGCCUUCCUGAGUCUGCUGGCCCUGCUGCUGCCAGAGGCAGAGACAGCUUCUCUCCCAAAGGGGAGAAGGUGGGGCAAGCGGAGCCCCGGGGAGGAUGAGACUUCCACAGCACCGCCCCCGGGGAGCCAAACCCUGGGCCUGGACCACGUGGGCAAGCUCGCCAACCUGAGCCUCUCCGAAUUGCUCACAGACCCAGGGGACCGGCUUCCCAAGGUAAACGUGACCAGCCUGGCUCCUCCAAGCGGGGUCAGUCCCGCCCAGAGCACCGUGGCUCCAACGACACCCUCACCAAAGCCCAUGACAACCAGGCCCACUACGCUGGGCCCACUGGACUCCACCACCAGCCAAGGCCUGCCCACCUGCCUGGUCUGUGUGUGCCUGGGCUCCUCUGUGUACUGUGAUGACAUCGACCUGGAGAGCAUCCCUCCUCUUCCCCGGAUGACCGCCUACCUGUACGCCCGCUUCAACCGCAUCCGCCACGUCAGGGCCGGAGACUUCAAGGGACUGACAAAACUGAAAAAGAUCGACCUCUCCGGCAACUUCAUCUCCUCCAUCGAUAACAAUGCCCUCCGCUUGCUGCCUGCCCUGCGGGAUCUGGUCCUCCUAGAGAACCAGCUGGCAGCUCUGCCCAUGCUGCCCCGUGGCAUCGAGUUCCUGGACGUCCGGCACAAUCGGCUCCGGAGCCCAGGGAUACAGCCCGGAGCCUUCGAGGCACUGGAGAAGCUGCAGUUCCUGUACUUGGCGGACAACCUGCUGGACUCCAUCCCCGGGCCUUUCCCCCUGAGCCUGCGCUCGCUACACCUGCAGAACAACAAGAUAAAGGCCCUGCGGACAGACAGCUUCUGUGACCCCGUGGAGCACAGAUACACCCGCAGGCAGCUGGAGGACAUCCGGCUGGACGGCAACCCCAUCAACCUCAGCCACUUCCCCAGCGCCUACUUCUGCCUGCCUCGGCUCCCCACGGGCCGCCUCACCUAGCCCUGCCGGCCCUCUUCUCCCAGGGGAGCCUCAGGACGGCUGAGCACACACCCAGCCAUCUUCAGUCCAGGCACUGCUCAGCCUCAGGACUUGAUUACAAAAUCCAGUCCCCCUUCCGAGGCACACAAAUGUCCUUCACAGCUAGAUUUGCAUUUCUCCUUCCUCUUUCCUUAACACCUUCUGGCUCCUGGCUCAGAGAAGAACGAUGCCUGCAGCAAAGCUCCUUUCCAUAUUCCCCUUCCCUCCUACCCACACAGAUUGGCAGAAAAGCCAUGAAAGAGGAGGCAGAGACGGAGGAGGGAAGGGGAGGCUGGGGGAAGGGGAGGAGCAACAGUGGCGUGCCGGAGUCAGCUCUUACACAUAGGCUUGCAGGAACCGAUGAUUAGAUUUUCCAGAAUUGUGCAAGUCAGUUGUUAAACACAGCCAUUACGAAAAAUUUAAUUACACAAACUCGCAAUUAAAUGCAUUAUAUUGAAAACAAAUGGAAUAAAUACUCAAAUGUAUCCCUCCCCUAUUAUUUUGUUGUAUUUUACUAUUAACCGUGCUGUCGAAGUUCUUUAUGCCCGUGGUCUCUGCGUGGUGAGAAUCCUGUAUGAGUGUGUCUCUUCCCAGCUCUUCGCUCAGUGUUAUCUCAUUGGUAGUUUGACCCUGACAUGGUGGGAGUAUUUACACCAUGCAAAUUGGUAAAUGCUACCAAUGGAGAUUU